AAUCAAAAACCCAGAAAGAAGAAGAAGGUACUCCAAUUAUCACUCUUUCCUUCCAUUUUAUUACAGUUUUCCGAAAUCCACAAAAUACAAGAAAGAAGAAGAUAUUUGCAACAUUCCCCAAACAAUAUUUUCAUUUCCCCCCAAAUUUGUCGACACUUUCACAAACGUCGCAAAUUUCACAAUUCCACACUCUUGAAGAGAGAGAAAGUGUACAAUUGAUGCAUUCUGGAGUAAUUCAUGUUCCUCAAAUCUUCAAUUUAGAGAGAGAAAAAACAAGGAGUUAAUUCAAGCAUAGAGGGAUAAAAUUAGGGUUUUUGGGGGGUUGAAUUAGGGUUUAUAAUUUUGGAAAUCAGCAUUUGUUUGGUUAGAAAGAGAUGACGGAUGUUGUACUUCACAUUUACGAUGUGACGAACAGCGGUUCAGAUAAGACGAACAAUACUAUUAUGCAUAUCAACAAGUUCUUCAAAGAUGGAAUUGGAUUAGGCGGUAUCUUUCACAGUGCUAUUCAGGUGUAUGGAGAAGAUGAAUGGUCGUUUGGGUAUUGUGAACAAGGAACUGGAGUCUUUAGCUGCCCUGCUACACAAAACCCCAUGUAUACAUACCGUGAAAAAAUUGUUCUUGGACAAACCAAUCUUCCUGUCUCCAAGGUUAAUCAGAUUUUGAGGGAACUCAGUAGAGAGUGGCAAGGGGAAUCCUAUGAUUUGCUCGCACGAAAUUGCAAUCACUUUUGUGAUGAGUUAUGUGAAAGGUUUGGUGUUCCAAAACUUCCAGGUUGGGUUAACCGAUUUGCACAUGCUGGUGAUGCUGCAGUUGAAAUAGCGGGAAACACUGCAUAUCGUUUCAAACAAGCUAAGACAGAAAUUGUCACAGCCAGCAAGGUUGCAUAUCGUUUCCUUGCAGGCAUUGCCUCUAACUCACAAGUAUCCCCGGACAGCCCAAAUUCCAACAGGAAUUCACCUCGAUUCCAAGUUUCUUGGUUCAAGAAUAUGAUUCCUGCUGGUGACAAACCCUCCACAAGCUCUGUAAUUGAUGGGCCAAAUCAGGACGUGAUUAGGCAACAGCAGCUGCAACAGGAAGCAGAUGAUGAAGCAGCGGCAGCAGCACCCCUCAGACAGAAUUCACGUCGUGGUAGCUGAUGGGAAGAGUACAUGGUUUUUUUAACUGAUAAAAGAUGCCAAUGCUAUUCUCCAAGAAUGUGUUAUGUAACUGUGUAUCCUUGUAAAAUGUACUGCUCUCUCUUCUUUAAACUUGCACUUACGACCAACUCAAGUUGUAUGAAGUACAUUGUGAAAAUUUGUUGUAUUCCUUCAAAUUCCUGCAACAAAAUUGUUAGGCCAGUUUUACCAUCCUGCUUCCCCCCUCUACGUGGGAUGGAAUUGCAUUUACAUUAGUAAUAUUCUCAGGCUUCCAGCAAGUUAGCAAUUUAUUUUCUUUGCAUUGAACUCAUUUUGUGAGAACUUUGUAGUCACGGUAUAGUAUUUCAGAACUGAAACAAUUUAUUCAGUGUUCCCUUGUUAUAAA
Chenopodium quinoa (quinoa) is the source of this 1521-nucleotide messenger RNA. Its product is annotated as deSI-like protein At4g17486. The coding region runs from base 375 to 1136 and encodes 253 amino acids. Gene Ontology annotation, biological process: protein deubiquitination. The record is from RefSeq and is a predicted model, not a curated record. NCBI's taxonomy places the organism in Eukaryota, Viridiplantae, Streptophyta, Magnoliopsida, Caryophyllales, Amaranthaceae. The transcript has 4 exons. Gene Ontology annotation, molecular function: deubiquitinase activity.